CAUUUUAAAAUCUUAAAUCACUUCUUUAAAAAAAAAAAAAACUGCACACGAAGUAAACGUUUAGAAGCAUUCAUGCACCAAAAGGGCCAGGACCCCUCUGUUUCCGGGCUUUUAUUUUGAAACACCGGCAGGAACUUGAAUUGACGCAUUGUAAUUGGAAAUAGUGAGCAGUAAAAGUAAAAAGCAGAUUGGUUUGUAAGACAUGACGUUUGUUAACUGAUUAGUGCUGAGGAAAUGUAAAUAAUGAGUGUCCCGUGAGACAUUAUAACUAACUUUUUAUUAGUUAUAUUCCAUUGUUGCAUGGACCAUAUAAUUUGACUAAAGUACUUUUUCCACUUCUUGAAUAUGAUCUAACUCAAAGUAAAUGUGAGCCCCUAUUUAAUAGUAUAAAAGGAGCACAUUAGAGUGGGAGCUAAGUGUUUGUCUGCCUCUUCUUCAGCCUCUCUGUCUCUUCUGCCUCUGUUUGUCUCCAUUCUGUUUCAGCCUCAUUUCACUUGUGUCCCACUGCUCUCAUCACUCCUUCUCUCUCCUGUGCCACUAGAUCCUCUAUGGUUUGACUGAACCAUCCUAAACAUACAUGCAUGUCAUAUAUGUGAAUUAUGAACAUAUAUAUCUGCAGAUAAUGGAUGUAUGUUUCUGUUUGUAUAGUAACAUAAUGACUUGUUGUGAUGUUAUUUUGCAUGGUUAGUGUUGAUUUCCAUGCUAAGAGCGUGGGCAGUAAUCAAGGGCAAGUAGGGAAUUCAUUUAAUGUUAAACAUUACGUUCUUUACUUUUUACAUUACAAAGGGGAACAUUUUUUUUAGAAUAUAUUUGAAUGAUAGCCUGCCUUAGAUGUUACCAUCCAAUAAUGUGAGCUAAUGACAAAUACAGAAUGUGUUCCAGCAUGAUGUCUGCCAGCAUUAGGCUUCCCUCUGUGUUGUCAGUUUGCUGGUUCUGUGUCUGACCGCUCCCCCCACCUGCAGGGCGUCCCUGUGGAGCUCCUGUGUGGUCCUGCCCCUCCUGGCCCUCACCUGGAUGUCGGCCGUCCUGGCCAUCACCGACCGGCGCUCCGCACUCUUCCAGAUCCUCUUCGCUGUCUUUGAUUCGCUGGAAGGCUUCGUCAUAGUGAUGGUGCACUGCAUCCUGCGCAGAGAGGUUCAGGAGGCAGUGAAGUGCCGGGUGGUGGACCGCCAGGAGGAGGCUAACGGAGACUCAGGAGGAUCCUUCCAGAACGGCCAUGCUCAGCUCAUGACUGACUUUGAGAAAGAUGUGGAUAUUGCUUGCAGAUCAGGCACCACGAAGCGCUCAUCUCUCCAGGGGGAGGAGAAGGCCUCCUCCGGGACCCUCACCCAUCAGAAGGGGUCUAACUUUAACACCCUGCCUGCCAGCAUGGCCAAAGUGCACCUCCAGAAUGUGGCCGACUACACCAGCCACACUCUGACGCUGCGCAGGGACAAGGGGCCCGCCAAGGGGAUCAGCACCGAGCUUCCGGGAGCCAAGUCCAUCUACAUCUGUGACGGAGAGCUCUUCAAGCAGCUGGACGGAGAGAUGCCGCGAGGGACCGGGGAGGGCAGCAGCUCCGAGGGUCCGGGCAAAGGCCCCGGGUACGUGCAUCUGCCGGGAAACAACACCGGCACCCUGAAGCUGGCCAAGGGGAAAGAGGAGGCCAAGUAUAACCUCGGCAUGGAGCAACUGCCUCAGACCCGGCUCAUCCACAUGGCUAACCCCGUCAACGGGGAGCCCAUGCCUGGCUUCGGGCUGAAGAGCCUGCCUGCCGACCAGAUCAGUGUGUCGUGUUCUGACAGAGACUCACCUGCACACAACCUGCAGAAUAUGCCCAGAGACUCGCAGGGAGCCAACAGCUUGUGUGAGGGGGGGGAGUCUGGACACUGCGCUGUGAUGUCCAAGAGCGAAACCGUGUCCACACUGUCCAUGAGCUCACUGGAGAGACGAAAAUCACGCUAUGCAGAGCUUGACUUUGAGAAGAUUAUGCACACCCGGAAACGCCACCAGGACAUGUUUCAGGACCUGAACAGGAAGAUUCACAGUGCAGACAAGGAUAGAGAAUCUCCACCUGUUGAUGCCAAAGCUGCCAAAAGAUGGAGUGUGUCCUCUGCCAGCAGCGACAAGACCAACAUGAGUGACAAGCAGCAGACCCCCAGUAAAAGGGCGUGGGAGGGCAUCAGGAAGACCCACUCUCCCCCCUCCUGGGUGAGGAAGGACCUGGAGACGGUGGCCGCCUCCCCACUGGAGCUGCAAGCUGUGGAGUGGGAGAAGACCAGCGCCACAAUCCCCCUGGUGGGCCAGGAGAUCAUGGACCUUCAGACGGAGGUGUGACCACCGCGGCCUCACACCCACCACUUCCUGUUUUCCCAAUGCGCUCAGACAAAACAAGCCGACACACCACACACACACUGCCCUGCUCAGUAUUUCUAAUCAAAGGCUGCUCGAGCCAACUGCGAGGAUGUAAGGGGGAGGAGUGCGGGGAGGAGAGAGAGGCGUCGCGAUAUCAGAAAAUAAAUUCAACCCACUAAAGAGAGGACAGGAUAAUGACCUCUCUUUCUGUGUUGUCUCAUUUGAUGUUUGAUGUCUGCUCAUCUUGUAAAUGGUCUCAGAAACCACAGACAUGCAGACAGAUUACCCAGGUCAGUUACUAUAUGAGCAUCAUAUGUUAUAAACCACAUAGCAAAGGCAACGUUUACCCCUGUAUCAAAUGAAUUUUAUAAUCAUGGUUAUGUCUUUUUUUCGUUUGAGAGUGUCGUUGCAUCACUGUUCUGCUCUCUCUCUCAUGAUGAACGCUGUCAGGCUCCAGAUGCCUCCGGACUGAUUGUUUCGAUCUCAAAAGGAACAAACAAGGCAGACUGCCAGAUAUUCAGCCAUGUGGCCCUUAAUGCAGUCGUCGCCCCCGCCCCACACACACACACACACACACACACACACACACACAAAACUCUCCCCAAUCCUUAUGGCUCCAACACUUUUCCCUCCUGAUGGGACCAGUUCUGCGUUGCAGAGACAAGCAAAAGGAAAAGGAGGUAAAAAAAUAAAUACAAAUGGAAGACGUUUCCCUGAUCAAAAUGGAACGUUGCCUUCUCAUCGAUGGACACCUUAGAGAGCAGUUCAGCGCUCUAAUUGGUCCUCAACCUCACAGCGACAUCAUGGACGCCAUCAGUGUGCCCAAUAGGACCCGCUCACUACAGACACAAGCUGUUUGACUCUCUCCGUGUACAAGCAGGCUUGGUACAGUCCAUGCAACAUAUGACGGUUUCAAAGAUGCGAAGGUACUCGUGUGUGUCAAGUAGUGGAAGAUGAGUAAAUGACUAAAUCUAUAAAUAUAUAUGGUAUGAUUAAAGGCGAGGAUGUAUAUGAGGCAGAGGUCAUCAGAGGUUGCCCACAGAAAGCACAAGGCUCACUUGGAGUCCUGAUGUACAGCAUUGUAAUUAUUACAACAGAGUUCUACAGAAUGGAUUUUAGCCUAUAAAUAUCUUUCUUACUGUGCUUGGGGAUAGUUGUUAUCAUUAUUAUAAAUAUGAACUUGAUUAUUCUGAUACUGAUCCUCCCAUCCCCUUCUCGUCCUGUCAGGGUACUGGACUAUACGAGUGUUCUGUAUCACAAUGUAACAGUGUGUGUUUUGAUAUUACCGCCAGUCACUCCCUCAGAUCUGUAUUUGUCGAAACCCUGACCUCCGACCUCUGACCCAAUGAUCUGCGCCCCAACCUGCCCCCCCUCCUCCCCUCACUGCCCUUCUUAAUUUACUGGGGUCGCCUCUUUGUUAAUGUACAGUUUUCAGAGCACAACAUGAAUGUGUCUUAUUUCUAAUAAAAGCAUAUCUAUAUAAUAAAA
Molecule: messenger RNA, 3822 nt
Organism: Notothenia coriiceps (black rockcod)
Lineage: Eukaryota; Metazoa; Chordata; Actinopteri; Perciformes; Nototheniidae
Product: brain-specific angiogenesis inhibitor 1-like
Exons: 7
Coding region: 1015-2316 (433 amino acids)
Biological process (GO): negative regulation of angiogenesis
Cellular component (GO): membrane
Source: RefSeq, a predicted model, not a curated record